Molecule: messenger RNA, 495 nt
Organism: Molossus molossus (Pallas's mastiff bat)
Lineage: Eukaryota; Metazoa; Chordata; Mammalia; Chiroptera; Molossidae
Product: sperm acrosome-associated protein 5-like
Exons: 4
Coding region: 1-495 (164 amino acids)
Biological process (GO): fusion of sperm to egg plasma membrane involved in single fertilization
Cellular component (GO): sperm flagellum; acrosomal vesicle
Molecular function (GO): lysozyme activity
Source: RefSeq, a predicted model, not a curated record
AUGCAAGCCUGGGGCACUGUAGUGGUGACCCUAGCCAUGCUGAUAGUUGCCAGUGUGGAUGCCAAGAUCUAUGAACGUUGUGACCUGGCAAUGAAGCUGGAGAAGGCAGGCCUCAAUGGCUUCCGAGGCUACGGCGUUGGAGACUGGCUGUGCAUGGCACAUUAUGUGAGUGGCUUUGACACCUCCUUCGUGGACCACAAUAUUGAUGGCAGCAGUCAAUAUGGCAUUUUCCAGCUGAACUCCGCCUGGUGGUGUGACAAUGGUAUUACACCCACCCAGAACCUCUGUCACAUGGAGUGUCAUGACCUUCUAAACCGCCAUAUUCUGGAUGACAUCAUAUGUGCCAAGCAGGUGGUAUCCUCACUGAAUGGUAUGCAUGCCUGGGAUUCUUGGACCAAGCACUGUCAUGGCCAUGAUUCAUCUGAAUGGCUCAAGGGGUGUAAUAUGCAUGCAAAACCUAAUGAAAAACCUAACACAAAGAAAAUGACUUCAUGA